Candidozyma auris is the source of this 1545-nucleotide messenger RNA. RefSeq lists its product as uncharacterized. Gene Ontology annotation, cellular component: peroxisomal membrane. The record is from RefSeq and is a predicted model, not a curated record. The transcript has a single exon. The coding region runs from base 1 to 1545 and encodes 514 amino acids. NCBI's taxonomy places the organism in Eukaryota, Fungi, Ascomycota, Pichiomycetes, Serinales, Metschnikowiaceae. Gene Ontology annotation, biological process: peroxisome organization.
AUGGAACUGCUUUCCUCCAUUUUCGAGAAUAUGCUAGUGGCAGACCCGACCAUCUCUCCAGAGGAGAUGAAUACGGACGCUGUGAUCCACGACACAGGCAAGAAACAAGACGCCAUGGCCAAAUUGACAGAAACUGCAAAAAACCUUGGAGAGAAGGACGUAGAGGUACUAGUUUCUCCCAUAAGCAGCUAUUGGUAUUUGGAAGAUAACACACAGAGAGCCAAUCACCAGCUUUCUGACAGAAUCAUGGAGAAGUUGUUAUCUGUGGUGAUAGUCAAUGAGGCCGACGGUGACCUGAAGAUUCUGCCUAUUCGAAAGGAAAUGCAGAAACACCGACCAGCAUUCAGCAUGAGUAUCAUGAACACUAACAGUACCCAAUUGGCCCAAAAGGCAUCUCCAAUGUUCGAAGGUAUGGAUGCCAUCAUUAUGUGUAUGACAUGGCAUAAUCCGUUUUUCACCAGCGCCAUUCUUUUGCUAGGCACUCAUGCAAUUUUGAAGCCCGUGUUGUUCUUGCUGUUUCCUGCGCUUCUUGUGUUGGUGAGGUUCAUGUUUCCUAGCUACCUUAAGUUGUACCCCAGUGACAAUACAUUUGUGGAUGGCAAGUUCCUCGAGAGGAACCCGUUCCCACACCCGGGGAAACCUCUUGGAACGUACGAGCUGCCCAAGCCGGCACCAAUGUACUCAAAAGAGUACCUCAUGAAUUUCACGGACAUGCAAAACCAUAUCAUUCCCUACAUUCGUCUCCACGAUGCCGUGAUAGAGUGGGGAAAACACUACUUCUUGUUCGAGGAUGAGAAAUUGAGCACAUUGGUGUUUCUUACGCUAGUCUUUAUCAUCGCCUUCAACACUUGCAUCCUUCCUUUCUUCAUUCCAAUGAUACUACGCAUUGUGCCCCUCAAAGCCAUGGAGAUGGUGGCACUAUGGACGGUUUUCAUCUGCUGUCACCCCAAAAUUCAGAACAAGUUGCUAGAUACUCUUGACACCGAAGAAGCAAGACUUGCUAGACUUGAUAUGACCGAUAGAUUGGAGAAGUAUCUCAUGAGCUACAUCCAUGACGAUGCCGCCGAGGAUUUCUUUUGCGAGACGGAGGUUUACGAAAUCCACCGCUACAAUACAAAACUCAAGACGUGGGUUCCAUUAGGCUAUACGAGAGAAAUGUACUCACUCAAUCACCCAGAUCGCAUUCAUGAAUUGGGGGUUGAGGACGACUCCACCGAAAGUCUGUUCGAUGCAGACACCACGAUUGACGAAAUUGUACCGGAUAUACCGAUUGUGCCUUCCAUUUCAAAGGUCAGGCCUCCAGUUGGAUGGAAGUUCGUUGAAGGUGGUUGGAAAAUUGAUUUGAAACCACACAAGUGGGUAAACGAUAAUUGCAUCAUGGAUCUAGUUUGUAUCGAUGAUGAUGAAAAGUGGGUGUACGAUGUCUUGAAGCACGAAGGCUCGUCAUCGGUAUUCAGAAGACGCCGAUGGUACAGAUACAGCUAUAGAACGGCGUUGAAGAAACCUGCCAUGAACUCAGAAUCAUCUCUGCAGCAGGAUCUGUGA